Amphibalanus amphitrite is the source of this 1791-nucleotide messenger RNA. RefSeq names its product leucine-rich repeat-containing protein 49-like. The record is from RefSeq and is a predicted model, not a curated record. The transcript has 9 exons. Lineage: Eukaryota; Metazoa; Arthropoda; Thecostraca; Balanomorpha; Balanidae. Gene Ontology annotation, molecular function: protein binding. The coding region runs from base 1 to 1791 and encodes 596 amino acids.
AUGGCAGGAGCGACUGUGGACGGGCGGGGCGGCGGCGCCCGCGGCCGGCCCAUCGCUCUGGUGGGAGCCGUGGACUCCAGCGAGACAGGCUCCUCGUCAGACGCCGCCGGCCAGCGGGGACCCGCUGACCAGCCGGACUCUGCUGCUGCCGCUGCCGAGAAACAGAAACGGAUCAAAAUCUCCUUCGAUGGGCUUACUGACCGUACUUCCCCGCUCCUCGGCCGUCCAUUUCCCUCUGCGCUGCUCAGCCAGGGCCUAUUCGCCUGGCCGGAGUCGGUGGACAAGGCGGUCAACCUGCUCACGCUGCAGAGCAACUUCAUCAGCCGGCUGCCGGACGGUCUCUACCUGCCGGCACUGGUGCUGCUCGACCUCUACGAUAACCAGCUGGAGAGACUCGGCGGCCUCCGGCACCUCGAGACGCUGCGCGUCCUCGUCGUCGCCAGAAAUAGGCUGCGCAAGAUCGAGGGUCUGGAGCAGCUGGUGCACCUGGAGAUUCUGGACCUUCACAGUAACUACAUCACGCGCACCACCGGCCUGGAGACGCUCAGUCGGCUGCGCGUGCUGAACCUGGCCAACAACUGCGUGCGCACGGUGGGCGGCCUGGCCUCUCUGGGCAGCCUGCAGCAGCUGAACCUGCGCGGCAACUCACUGCGCCGGCUGGUCGGCCUCGAGCAGCUGCCGCGACUUGUCAAACUCAACCUGGCGCACAACGACAUACGCAGGUCGGUGAAAGAACCGGACAGCAGGCACGUGAUACAAAAAUACAAGACACAGAAAGACCCCGGGCACCGGAUAAAGACAAGGACACACAGACAGACCGACCCGGGGCAUGGGAAAAUGGCAGACGUCGAGUGUCUGGUGAACUGCCACCAGCUGGAGGAGCUCUCGCUGAACAGCGCACCAGUAGCCGCCCACCCCGGCUACCACCCGCUCCUCUACCGACUGAAGCGGCUCAAACUGCUCGACGGGAUGCACACAGAGCUGGAGAUCAAAGACGGCUGUCUGAUCGUCUCCGGAGACCGGGCACUCAGGCUGCUAGCCACCUGGGAGCCGCGGGACGCCGGUCAGGUGCGCUGUCUGGCCUUCAGCCGGCUCGAGUUUGACCAGCUGGCGCCGCUGCUGGUCACGCUGCGGGACCGGUUCCCGCAGGCGGCCGCGCUGCGGCUGGGCGCGGUGCGUCUCAGCACGCUGUCGCAGCUGAACGCCGUCAGCCGGCUGGGUGAGCUGCGUCAGCUGACGGUGGAGCCGGCCGGGAACCCGGUGACGCAGCAGCGCCUGUGGCGGCCGUACGCCGUCUACCGACUGCACCACCGCGGCCUGAGGCGGAUCAACGACACGGCCGUCAGCGGCGAGGAGGCGGCCGCGGCCGCCGCUCAGUUCGGACCGCUCGGCCGACUCGCCUUCUGCUGCCUGCCAGAGAGCCGGCUGGUCGAGAUCGCCGAGCGGCUCUGGUUCAGCGACGUCAAAACCAAAAACGGUGACACCAGGCCGACCGUGGAGCAGGUCCGCAGCCGGCUGGCCGACCCUCGUCUCCAGGGCGUCAUGGAGCGGGAGGCGCUGCUCUACAGCCCGCGGCGCACCGCCGGCCCGUGUUCGCCGCUGGAGGCCCCUCUGCGGGAGGCGCAGCGCUCGGUGGCGGCGCUGCGCACCUUCCACGGCCUGCUGCCCAGCCUGCUGCGCGAGCUGAGUGGCUCCGCGCACCAGCGGCGAGCCGGCUCGGCGGCGGCCGGCCACGAGACGCGCGCCCUGCUGGACCAGCUGGCCGCUUCCAUCGACGGUCCCAGCUCGUGA